Molecule: messenger RNA, 918 nt
Organism: Penicillium riverlandense
Lineage: Eukaryota; Fungi; Ascomycota; Eurotiomycetes; Eurotiales; Aspergillaceae
Product: alpha/beta hydrolase
Exons: 1
Coding region: 1-918 (305 amino acids)
Source: RefSeq, a predicted model, not a curated record
AUGUCUUCACCUCAAAACGUCACUUUCCUCGCGCGCAACUUGAAGCUUGCGGGCCACUACUACCCUCCUGCAUCAGGUUCACCCAACCGCUCUGGCGCCGCGGUGAUCAUCUGCCAUCCCUGGACCUCUAUAAAAGAGCAGUCGCCAGCCAACUAUGCCCGGGUCCUCACCCAAGCCGGGUUCACCUGUUUGACUUAUGACGCCGCCUACCAGGGCGAAUCUGAGGGCGAACCGCGCGAUCUAGAAGACCCCUACCAGCGCGUGGAGGACAUCAAAUGCGCCGUAACCUACCUAGUCAGCCGACAGGAUGUCAACAGUGACAAGAUCGGUGUGCUCGGCAUCUGCGCGUCGGGCGGAUAUGCCCCCUUCGCCGCGCAGACAGAUCUGCGCAUCAAGGCGUGCGCCACCUCUGCCGCAGUUUGCGUCGGCACCAUGGCCCGCCGUGGAUACGACAAAGAUUCAUCCAACCUGGAGGUUCUCAAAUCGCAACUUGAGGCCGCAGGCAAGGACCGCAACAGCGACAUAGGCGGCGAGAAGGUUCCAACUGUGCACAUGCUGCCUCCCAAGCCUGAGGAUGCACCAGAGGGAUUCCCAGACUCGUUCCGCGAUCUAAUGAACUAUUAUCGCACCCCCAGAGCGCAUCACCCGCGCGCGACGAAUACCUGUUUGCCGCGCAGCUGGGAUAUCAUGGGCAACUUUGAUGCUUUUGCGCAUAUUGAUAUGAUUAGCCCCAGGCCAUUGCUGAUGAUCACUGGUUCCAAGGCGGCGACGAAGUGGUAUAGUGAGGAUGCGGUGCAGAAGGCUAAGGAGCCGAAGGAGUUGUAUGUUGUUGAUGGGCUUACGCAUGCGGAUUUGUAUGAUCACGUUGAUGAGGCGGGGGGUAGGUGUGCAGAGUUCUUUGCAAAGAGCUUGGCUUAA